Kockovaella imperatae is the source of this 948-nucleotide messenger RNA. RefSeq lists its product as hypothetical. The coding region runs from base 141 to 752 and encodes 203 amino acids. The transcript has 3 exons. Gene Ontology annotation, molecular function: protein binding. Lineage: Eukaryota; Fungi; Basidiomycota; Tremellomycetes; Tremellales; Cuniculitremaceae. The record is from RefSeq and is a predicted model, not a curated record.
CGGAACUUCAUAGGCGCGCGUGUCUCCGGCUUCGCGGCAUUAAGUACAAUUGAAAUCUUUCAGCACCUCCUCAGCGUCCCAUACCUUCCUCUGUGCUUCUUGCAUCCCUGAUCAAUUCGCAGUAGGACCGAUCAUCGAUCAUGCCGAAAGCACUCACGAGCAAGACUACCGCUCCUGCUGCUGUGGCGGCCUCCGAUCCCCUAGACUGGGACCCCAACAAAACUCACCCCAAGUACGAUGAUGAGGAUGCGAACUGCGCUUUGAUCAGCUCAGACGGACUCAUGUUCUUGGUAGACAAGGAGUACCUGUACUCCUCAAGUGCUGUCUUCCGAUCGAUGCUCAAAGACGGUCUAGCCGAGGAGAAGCAAAUUAUGGGACGCAACAGGUCAAUCAUCCGUCUGGUUGAUGAAGAUUUCGAAGAUUAUCGGACACUCUCCUAUUACCUCGACAUAGUUCAUGGAACCCUCAAAGAACGCCUGGGUUUCGCUCCGUUUCCAGGCUGCUCCAACUUGCGGACAAGUACGACUUCAACGCCUUGGUCCGAUCAUCCAUUCAUCGGUCACUCCGGAAUCUCGCGAAAAGAAACCCUCAGAAGGCGUUCGCAUUGGCCUGUAAAUGGGAUAUCAGACCCGUCGUCUUCGAGCUCUUCAGAAUCUAUGGUGAGCGGAGACAGACAGGCAAAGGUUCGACGGCCGUCUACAACUUGUCUUGUCUGGAGCACUCGUCUAUUGAUCCCCAAGCGGCGAAGAUGAUUCCCCAGAACUAUCAUUGGGCAGUGGCCCGGGCAUACUCAGGGCCUGUUGAAAAUCACGCUGUAUGGGUCAGGAUACUUGAAUCGGCCUUAGAAGAAUGGGACAAUUCCACUAAGACAGUGCAAGUGGAGGCGACGCCCGCAUAACAAGUUGGCGGUUGGCGUGACUGUGCUCAGCUGGGCAUUGAUCCCUCGCG